This is a messenger RNA of Salvia hispanica, 902 nucleotides long. Its product is annotated as ras-related protein RABF2b-like. Gene Ontology annotation, molecular function: GTPase activity; GTP binding. The record is from RefSeq and is a predicted model, not a curated record. NCBI's taxonomy places the organism in Eukaryota, Viridiplantae, Streptophyta, Magnoliopsida, Lamiales, Lamiaceae.
UCAUAACCAUUGCAAAACCACAACGAAAUCCCUUCGUUUCAAUCAAAUUUUGUUCGGACCAAUUCAACUGCGAGGUUCAAUUGCUACUCCGCCGGAUUCGUUUCCUGAAUUUUCCCUAAAUUCCUAAUGGCGUCGAGCGCAAACAAGAACAUCAACGCCAAACUGGUACUCCUAGGAGAUGUUGGAGCCGGAAAAUCUAGUCUAGUGUUGCGUUUUGUGAAAGGGCAGUUUGUUGAGUUCCAGGAAUCGACAAUAGGGGCUGCCUUCUUUUCACAAACAGUUGCCGUUAAUGAAGCAACUGUAAAAUUUGAGAUAUGGGAUACGGCUGGUCAGGAGAGAUACCACAGCUUGGCUCCAAUGUAUUACAGAGGGGCUGCUGCAGCCAUCAUUGUCUAUGAUAUCACAAACCAAGCCUCAUUUGACCGAGCCAAAAAAUGGGUUCAAGAGCUUCAAGCACAAGGUAAUCCAAAUAUGGUUAUGGCACUUGCUGGGAAUAAAGCAGAUAUGUUAGAUGGACGAGCGGUGGCACCUGAGGAUGCUAAAACUUAUGCCCAAGAGAAUGGUCUUUUCUUCUUGGAAACUUCAGCAAAGACAGCAGCUAACGUUAACGAAAUCUUCUAUGAGAUAGCAAAGAGAUUGCCGCGGCUGCAGCAGACACCGAACCCGUCAGGCAUGGUCCUCGUGGAUCGACCAACAGAAAGGGCAAACAGUGCUUCUUGUUGUUCUUGAAAAGUCAGGCAUAUACAGACAUCGAAUCGUGUUGUGUCCAUACUAGUGAGAGAUUAAUCGUGUGUGCCCUCCAGAUUUGUACAUGAGUUCAACUUUCUAUAUACACUUCCCAUGUAGUUGAAGAGCCUCUGCUCAAUAUGUUAUUGUCUAACAUGAAAAGUCUGUUUCUUGUA